CAAUGGAGACGCAGUGGCCUCGAGGCGGCGUUGGCUAGGGUCUGGAGAAAGGCGGGGUUAGUGUUGCCAGAGUAACCGGAUCAUUGGUCGUGUUGUCUUCCUGUCUAGAGAUAACCAUUUCCUGUGCUGAGAUCCACAAACUAUGCGUGCAGCCUCAUACCGACGAGGUGGUGCCUCAACACUGACGGAAUCCGAGUCUCCCUGAACACUGGAGUCUUUUCUCACAAGUGGCCGAGCUCUGCCUUGCAUCGCCUACCAAGACCGUUUGAUAAUAGAUGUCUGCUGGCUCAGCUUCUAGUUAACUGCAUACUCUCCAGGUCUCUGUGUUUUAGCAGCAGCCUGCACUGCAUCAUCUGGCAGUAUGAAAGCUGGUCAGCAGGGAAGAAGCUUACAGCCCAGUUCCAGUUUGGCUACUCUGUAUCUUGCACCCAAGAAUCAGAGUGAGAGGUUUGCUUUCCUUACAGAGUGGUACGAUCCCAACGCCUCACUGCUCCGACGCUACGAGCUUCUGUUUUACCCCGCAGAUGGAACUGUUGAAAUGCAUGAUGUAAAGCAUCGUCGUACCUUCUUAAAGCGGACCAAGUAUGACGACCUGCGCGUGGAAGAUUUGUUUAUAGGCAACAAAGUGAAUGUCUUUUCUCGACAACUGCUGUUGAUUGACUAUGGGGACCAAUACACAGCUCGCCAGCUGGGCAGUAGGAAAGAGAAAACAUUAGCCCUGAUCAAACCAGAUGCAGUAUCAAAAGCUGGAAAAAUAAUUGAAAUGAUAAUCAAAGCUGGAUUUACUAUAACUAAACUCCGAAUGAUGACACUUUCAAGGAAAGAAGCAACAGACUUUCUUGUAGACCACCACUCAAAGCCUUUUUAUAACGAAGUGAUCCAGUUUAUUACAAGUGGGCCUGUUAUUGCCAUGGAGAUUUUAAAAGAUGAUGCGAUCUGUGAGUGGAAAAGAUUGCUUGGACCCGCAAACUCUAACCUAGCUCAUACAGAUGCCCCCGGAAGCAUCAGAGCCGUCUUUGGGACAGAUAGCAUAAGAAACGCGGCUCAUGGCCCUGAUUCUUUUGCAUCUGCUGCCAGAGAAAUGGAAUUAUUUUUUCCUUCAAGUGGAGGCUGUGGACCAGCAAACACUGCUAAAUUUACCAACUGUACCUGUUGCAUUGUGAAGCCCCAUGCCAUCAGUGAAGGACUGUUGGGAAAGAUCUUAAUAGCUAUUCAAAAUGCAUGUUUUGAAAUCUCAGCGAUGCAGAUGUUUAAUAUGGAUCGGGUUAAUGUUGAAGAAUUCUAUGAAGUUUAUAAAGGUGUAGUGCCUGAGUAUAAUGAUAUGGUGACAGAAAUGUGCUCUGGCUCUUGCGUGGCAAUGGAGAUCCAACAGAACAACAAUUCUAAAAAGACUUUUCGAGAAUUCUGUGGACCUGCUGAUCCUGAAAUCGCCCGGCAUUUACGUCCUAAGACCCUCAGAGCAAUCUUUGGUAAAACGAAGAGUCAGAAUGCUGUUCACUGUACAGAUCUGCCAGAGGAUGGGCUCCUAGAGGUCCAGUAUUUCUUCAAGAUCUUGGAUAAUUAACACUACAGAGAAUAAAGACGACACAGACUGAGACACUCAGACAAGCGAGUCAUACACGUGAGGAAUGUGUUCAUUCUUUUAUUGUCCGUUGUUUUAACCUGACUGACACAAGAUCAACAAGAGCACUGUACUCCUGGCAACUAUUACAUAUGUUAGAACAUGGAUUUGCACUGUAGACAACAUUUAACACCAGUCUAUGGGGUACUGCAUUGCUUUUUAUAAAGUUCAAAAUAAAGAUUUUAUUUUCAAACAA
This is a messenger RNA of Cricetulus griseus (Chinese hamster), 1817 nucleotides long. The record is from RefSeq and is a predicted model, not a curated record. Lineage: Eukaryota; Metazoa; Chordata; Mammalia; Rodentia; Cricetidae.